Molecule: messenger RNA, 477 nt
Organism: Effrenium voratum
Lineage: Eukaryota; Dinophyceae; Suessiales; Symbiodiniaceae
Source: the annotation of a GenBank genome assembly
AUGGGAGUUGCCCCACCCCUGGUGGAGUCAUGGGGCCUCAAGGUUUCGGAGGACCUGGAGCUGUCUCGACCACAGCUGAGGUCACUCUUCAAGGUGGAGGUGGCGGCGGUGCUAGAGGACUCCGAUCUGUCAGAGGAACAGAAGGUGGACGGUAUCGAGGCCUCGAAAGAGGCCUUCGGCUUGAAGGACAAGGAGGCCACAGCCGAGAUGCAGGAUUUGAUCAAGAGUCGCUGUCGGGCCUGUCUCGUCAAUGCUUCCGGUGACCUGCUGCAGGAGAAUCCCGGAGCCGCCGUGGAGCAGAUGAGAAGGCUCGAAGUUUUGGCCGCCUUCGGCCUCUCCGCUGGCGUGGAGUUUCAGGAUGAGUGGCAGGUUGCGCCGGCGAUGAGGCAGAAGUUGCUGCAGACUUAUGCUUCUGGAACGAAGAGCUCUCCCGACAUGAGGAUGCUUGAGCGCGUGCUCAAUUUGGUCAAUGCCUGA